Messenger RNA from Cydia splendana, 685 nucleotides. RefSeq names its product small ribosomal subunit protein uS4 (gene RpS9). Bases 78 to 662 code for a protein of 194 amino acids. Lineage: Eukaryota; Metazoa; Arthropoda; Insecta; Lepidoptera; Tortricidae. Gene Ontology annotation, biological process: ribosomal small subunit biogenesis; translation. Gene Ontology annotation, cellular component: cytosolic small ribosomal subunit. Gene Ontology annotation, molecular function: rRNA binding; structural constituent of ribosome. The record is from RefSeq and is a predicted model, not a curated record. The transcript is spliced from 4 exons.
AUUUGACAUUGACGUUACCGCCAUAUUGCAUUCUUUCUGUUUUGAUCGACGAGCCGUGCUGACGGAGCGAGCUCGUCAUGGUGAACAACCGAGUGCCCUCUGUCUUUUCAAAGACUUAUGUCACGCCCCGGCGUCCCUUCGAGAAGGCGCGCCUGGACCAGGAGCUGAAGAUCAUCGGCGAGUACGGUCUAAGGAACAAGCGCGAGGUGUGGAGGGUCAAGUACACGCUGGCGCGCAUCCGGAAGGCUGCCCGUGAGCUGCUCACCCUCGAGGAGAAGGACCCCAAGAGGCUGUUUGAAGGCAAUGCCCUCCUCCGGCGUCUGGUCCGCAUCGGAGUGCUGGAUGAGAAGCAGAUGAAGCUGGAUUACGUGCUCGGUCUGAAGAUCGAGGACUUCUUGGAGCGCCGCCUGCAGACUCAGGUGUUCAAGGCUGGUCUCGCCAAGUCCAUCCAUCAUGCCCGCAUCCUAAUCAGACAGAGACACAUCCGCGUCCGCAAGCAGGUGGUGAACAUCCCAUCAUUCAUCGUGCGGCUGGACUCUGGCAAGCACAUCGACUUCUCGCUGAAGUCUCCGUUCGGCGGCGGCCGCCCGGGCCGCGUCAAGAGGAAGAACCUGCGCAAGGGCCAGGCGGGCGGCGCCGCCAACGACGAGGAGGAGGAUUAAACAAUAAAUGACUUCAUUUAACA